GAACCAUUGACACAGACCCUCUCCGUACCGGUAAAACGGUCGGAUUGUAAAUACCUAACACCAUCAUGCAAACGUUAACUUGGUGACAGUGCUGUCCAACUUUGGCGGCCCCUCCGAGUUCUCUUGAAAUUGAGCAGAACCUCGUGAGAAGUUUUAUGGGCGCCUGUGAGCAGAGGGAGGAGCAAAUUUAUCAGUGCAUCUGGAGUCAGGGAGGAACGAAGGAGGAGGGGAGUGCACGAAGUGGCACAAAGAUCUGAAUGGCCAAAGGAGCCUCCUGAAGUUUGAACUCAGUUGGUUGACGGCGGCGAGCUGCACUCCCCAUCAUGGCUCAGAUCAGGAUGCACCUACAAGAUCAACUCCGCUGCACAGGUGUCAGCGCUUGGUGGGAUGCAACAUGUGGGCCUGGUGCUGUGCCCAGCCAGAACCUGGCACGUCAACGUUGUCCCACUCUAUUCACGCGAAAGCCUUUGUUGAAAGCUCAGGUGUCACACAAUGGCAUGCGCACACCUGCGCCGUCCUGUCCAAAAUACAGGUCAAGUGGUCGCUUCCUGAAAGGAUUGCCCCUCUCUGGGCGGUGCUUGGGGAACCUUCCUAGAAAGAAAAGUGCUAAAAGGACGAACACAACAGUCAGAGCAGCUCUUGCGGAGAGGCCGCCGAAACUUGAACGCAAGAGCGCAGAAGAUGGGAAGGUGCCUUACAACUGGCAGACUGAAUGGUAUCCCGUGUACAUUACGGAGCAGAUGCCGAAGGAUCGGCCGAUGGCGUUCACCCUGUUUGACACCCCCCUGGUCCUCUUCUAUGAUGGCACAGGAAAGCUGAGCUGUGUGGAAGAUAGGUGCCCCCACAGAGCAGCGAAGCUGUCAGAAGGGCAGAUCAUUGACGGGAAACUGGAGUGCCUCUACCAUGGGUGGCAAUUUGAGGGGGAUGGCAGUUGUUCAAAGAUCCCUCAGCUCACAGACGGGGCUGCCAUCCCUCGGGCUGCCUGCGUGAGGACUUACACAGUCAGAGACCGGCAAGGGGUGGUCUGGGUUUGGAUGGGAAAGGAGUCAGAGGCGGACGAGUCAAAGCUGCCCUACUGGAACGAUCUCGACAUGGAGGGCUUCAGAGUUGACUCGCACAUCCAUGACCUACCCUACGACAGCGGGAUUCUGCUUGAAAACCUCAUGGACCCCGCACACAUCCCCAUCUCUCACGACAAGACGGACCCCAAUGGCCGCCGAGAGGACGCGCAAGCGCUUUGGUUCGACGUGACAGAGCGGACCGAUCGUGGAUUUGCCGGCGGAUUUGGGAUGACCAAGCCCCGGGCGGACGGCACGGUGCCCGGGUUUACGGGCCGCUUCGUGGCCCCCUGCGUGUUCAACAGCCGGCGCGAGUGGGUGGAUAAGAAAGGCAACAAGGUCGUCUCGCUCGCGCUCAUUCUGUGCCCCCCGACCGGGCAGGGAAAGUCGCGCUUGAUCAUCCGGUUUGGCAGCACGUUGAAAAUGCCCCCCAUCCCGAAGUUCUUCAUCCACAGCAUCGGGUGCAAGGUGUUCGAGCAGGACAUGGGCCUGCUGUCGUCCCAGAACGAGCUUCUGGUCAAGGCUAACCAGGGGGUCAAGGACUUGUACCUGCCGCUUAAGUCGUCGGACGGCUGGGUCAUCGAGUACCGCAAGUGGCUCGACAAGGUGGGUCACGGGAUGCCGUACUACACGGGCUACUCCACCUUCUCCCCGCCUCGCGCCCCGGCCGUGGUGGACCAAGCCCCGGUUGGUUCGGUCGCCGCGAUCGCCGCAAACAACCCCGCGUUCGGGUCGCUCGGCGCCCAGUACGCGCUCGACCCGACCAACCGGUACAUCCGCCACGUGGUCCACUGCAAGGACUGUCGGAAGUCGCUGAAAACCGCGCAGACUCUGCGGAGCGCCGCGUUGGUGCUCGCGGCGAUCUCGGGGUUAGCGGGGAUCGCGGCCGCGCAGAAGAGCGCGCGCAUUUGGGGCGCGGCGGGGGCGGGGGCGUGUUUGCUGGUUGCGUGGGGGGCCGCCAAGGUGGCGGAAUUGCUGACGACUAACUUCGUGCGGGAUCACCGCAAGCUUUGACUUGUGAGGGAGCGAGUUGGCGCGGCCGCAAUUGGUGGGUUGGGUUCGUCCCGCGACUGGCGAGAGAUCGGGAUUGGCUUGACGGAUUCUUUGUCGCCUAGACUGUGUAUACUACUUACGGGAUCACGGGUUUUGAGUGCUCUGUUUGUUAGCAGUAUUCGCUUCAUCAUGUAGUGAAUGUAUCAAAGGGACGGCACGUCUGCUACAUUCCUAGCAUGAUUCCGCAGCUGGUUGUGCUUCGGGUUUGCCGGGGGGCAUACUACACCGCGACACUUUGGAAGAGCUUCAUUGACUCUGGAUACAGAUUCUGGGCCCCUUUCGCGGUUUGAGUGCUACUGUGUGAUAGUUAACAUUUGUGUACAGUAGCCAGUAGAAAAUCCAGCUGCUGAUUGGUGGGAUUGAUAUGAGCCUUGAGGACACGCACUGCACGCUAUUGAUUGGACGGGGAACGAUCAUCUCCGAGAGGCUCUAGAGUGACUUACCUGUAGAAAGUCUGGUUGUGAAAUCAUUCCGGCAAAGAUCGCAUACCUUAUUAGAUUUUCUAGAUGUACAGGAAUUGAUAGGAACAGUUGGACAGUCCGCUUUUCAAAGCACUUUGCACAACUCAUUCUGGCAAAUUCAUUGCUUGUCAAUUGCUUGUACUUGC
Messenger RNA from Klebsormidium nitens, 2718 nucleotides. Lineage: Eukaryota; Viridiplantae; Streptophyta; Klebsormidiophyceae; Klebsormidiales; Klebsormidiaceae. The record is from the annotation of a GenBank genome assembly.